AUGAGCAAAUUUGCUCCUGGAACACCUAUGGAUGCUAAUAUGAAGUUGACAUCAAGACAAUAUUAUGAACAUACUGGACAAAAUCAGGAGGAGCUUCUAACAGAUAAAAUCACUUAUCAAAAGUUGAUUGGGAAGUUGCUAUAUCUCAACAUGACAAGGCUUGGCAUUUCUUUUAGUGUACAAACACUAAGUUACUUCCUACAUCAACCAAAAAAGUCCCAUAUUGAUGCAGCACUGAGAGUUAUUAAGUACAUAAAAAGGCAAUCAGGUCAAGGUAUACUACUGUCCAGUGAUUGUAGAAAUGAAGUUACAGCUUUCUGUGAUGCAGAUUGGGUUGCAUGUACUCUUACCAGGAAGUCUGUAAUUGGAUAUGUGAUUAAGUUUGGGAACUCCUUGAUAUAUUGGAAAGCUAAGAACCAAACCAUUGUGUCAAGAAGCUCCGUUGAGGCCAAGUAUAGAAGCAUAGCUUCAAAUGUGACAGAAUUGAUUUGGUUGAUAGGUUUGCUGAAAGAUUUGAAGGCUGAAGUACACUGA
Messenger RNA from Solanum pennellii, 534 nucleotides. RefSeq lists its product as uncharacterized. The record is from RefSeq and is a predicted model, not a curated record. The transcript has a single exon. Lineage: Eukaryota; Viridiplantae; Streptophyta; Magnoliopsida; Solanales; Solanaceae. The coding region runs from base 1 to 534 and encodes 177 amino acids.